Messenger RNA from Xyrauchen texanus (razorback sucker), 2248 nucleotides. Its product is annotated as interferon regulatory factor 6-like. NCBI's taxonomy places the organism in Eukaryota, Metazoa, Chordata, Actinopteri, Cypriniformes, Catostomidae. Gene Ontology annotation, molecular function: RNA polymerase II cis-regulatory region sequence-specific DNA binding; protein binding; DNA-binding transcription factor activity, RNA polymerase II-specific. Gene Ontology annotation, cellular component: nucleus. The record is from RefSeq and is a predicted model, not a curated record. Gene Ontology annotation, biological process: immune system process; regulation of transcription by RNA polymerase II. Bases 354 to 1910 code for a protein of 518 amino acids. The transcript is spliced from 10 exons.
GGGUGGUACCUGCUCAACUUCUGCAAAUAUUCUUUCUGUUGCCUCAUGCCUGUCCAAUUAAAACAACAUGGAUACGAGAAAGUUUUCCAGAAUAGCGCUGUGAUCAAUCUGUCCAUGAGUGUUUAAUAUUUCUAUCUCGUGUUGAGGACAUAAAGACCCGGAUCAGUAUUCUCACCUGGAAUUAUGCGCGCGUCAGGUACGCUGCUUUGACGGAGCCAGUCUCGGGUACAAAUUCUCUGAAGUAAGGCUUUGGCUCAUACUCAUUGCAGCUCACCAUUCUAAGAUCAACAGGCGAACAAAAGAACAGGCUUCACCAUCGCCAACUCCUCCGACCCCCCUCAUUUUCCAGUGCCAUGAGUGGUCAACCUCGGAGGAUCCGUCUGAAGCCUUGGCUGCUGGCACAGAUUAACAGUGGGAAAUACCCUGGAUUGCAUUGGCUCAAUCAAGAGCACAGGCUGUUCCGGAUUCCUUGGAGACAUGCCACCCGUCAUAUGCCAACCCUGGAAGAGGAGAACACUAUAUUUAAGGCUUGGGCUCUGGAGACAGGCAAGUAUCAGGAGGGAGUGGACGAGCCAGAUCCUGCCAAAUGGAAGGCCAACCUCCGCUGUGCUCUAAACAAAAGCAGAGAGUUCAGUCUCCACUAUGAUGGCACUAAGGACACCCCUGUCCAGCCCUAUAAGAUCUAUGAGGUGUGCGAUCAGUCAGUCAAUGGAGAUGCAGGAGAGGAUGAAGAAGAGGAGCUGCCAAACUUUGUCAACCUCUCCAUUGACCCGAGAGCUGUUGAACCUCGAAGCUACCCUGCAUACCCUACUAGAGUUGAUGUUCCAUUCACCUCUCCUAUUGCCGACAGCUUUAAUCCCAUCCAUCAUAACUCUCCAAUGAACCUAUUAGAAGUAGUCCAUAAUAAUACAAAUGGAGGUGCUCCUAUGACCACUCAUCUUGCCCAGCCUGGUACUGCCCCUCAUGAAUUUACCAGUCACGGUCCAAUCAAAGUGGAGCAGGGGACAUAUCCCGUUCAUUGUGGAGGACAUCCAAAUAGUUUGGGAAUGGGGACUGGAGUCAUACCGCCGCCUGUCCUUCAAGAAGUUGUUUCUCAUUCUGUUGGGCCUACAGCCAUAGUGGACAGCCCAAUGCAAGAGGUGCCAGCCCAAGUGGAAAACCAGAUCCAUCCCUGCAUCUCUGAAUUGCUGAGCAGUCCUCACAUGUUGCCCUUAACUGAUCUUGAUAUCAAGUUCCAAUACAGAGGUCGGACAGCUGGUUCUUUGACCGUCAGUAACCCUCAGGGUUGUAGACUUUAUUAUGGUAACCUGGCACCCACACCUGAGCAGGUGGAGCUUUUCGGUCCAGUCACACUGCACCAGGUGCUGUUUCCCGGAACUGCUGAGAUCCAAAACGAAAAGCAGAGGUUCUACACUGAUCACCUGCUGGACGUGAUGGAUCGAGGGUUGAUUUUGGAGAUCAGGGGACAAGAUAUCUAUGCCAUCAGGCUGUGCCAGUGUAAAGUGUUCUGGUCUGGGCCAGGUGUGCUUGAGCAGGGUCCGCCCAAUCCAAUGGAACGGGAGAAGAAGAUCUGGGUGUUCAGUUUGAAUAACUUCCUCCAGGGUCUCAUCAUGUAUCAGAAGGGGGAGGCACCCACUCCACCUCCCUUUGAGAUCUACUUCUGCUUUGGUGAGGACUGGCCGGAUAGAAAGCCCAAAGAGAAAAAGCUCAUCGUCGUCCAGGUCGUUCCAGUGGUUGCAAGAAUCCUGACUGAGAUGUUUUCAGGUGAGCUCUCCUGGUCUACAGACAGCAUUCGGCUCCAGAUCUCUAACCCAGACUUGAAAGACCAGACGGUGGAGCAGUUCAAAGAACUCCAGAGACUGUUGCAGAGCCAAAAUGCUCAUGCCACAUGGGCUCAGAACAUCCACUAACUGGGGCGUAACCCAGGCACCAUUACUCAAAGUUGAAACCAUUUCAGCUAUUUUCAUGACAGUCUUGUUUAUUACACAGCACUGAAAUUGUCUGUGUAAUGACUGCUCAAAGUAGACGUCCUUUGGUUUCUCUGACAGUUGGAAUAUAUAGACACCCUCACUGCUGCCUUAAUAAAAACAUAGCCACAAACAUUUCCAUCGAAGACCCAUUGAUGUUUCUAUUUUUUUUCCUCAUCUCAUGGAUUAUUCCCUUAUGAACUUUAUUUUUGUUUUCUCUGUAAACUGGUCUUUAAAAUGUUAUAUUUCAAUAAAUACCAUUGCAGUAUUUUAAAUGGUUA